UUUUGGCACGAUGGAGAGCAGCCCCAGCGCCGUCGCUCCGAGCUAUGGAGCCGGCAAGACCAUAAACGGUGGUCGAUGGACAGACGAAGAGCAUGAGAGCUUCCUUGCAGGGUUACAAGAGCACGGCCGCGAAUGGAAGAAGGUUGCGGCCAAAAUAAAGACACGCACAUCAGCACAGAUCCGAUCUCACGCGCAAAAGUACUUCGCGAAACUUGCCAAGGAUGGAACCACCACGGACGUUCCGUCAGAGGACGGGCAACUCAGUGACACAGACUCAUUAUCGUCCAUUGACACAAGCAAGAAGCGGACGAUGCCAUCGCCUGAUGAAGUCCUCCGCGCCGUAUCGCCGUCCGCACGUCAGUCUCUCGACGACGCAGAAGUGUGCGCGCUCCAAGUACUGGCGUGGUACGCCACCACCCAUCCCAAACGACUGUGCGUCGAGAAGGGCCCACCUGCCUCAUCGGGGUUUUCCUUUGUCCAUGUCAAAUCCACUUAGUGGCCAUCGUAAUCUGUACAUCAGUUCCUGCGUCCGUCCUCGUC
Molecule: messenger RNA, 540 nt
Organism: Aphanomyces invadans
Lineage: Eukaryota; Oomycota; Saprolegniomycetes; Saprolegniales; Verrucalvaceae
Exons: 2
Coding region: 11-496 (161 amino acids)
Molecular function (GO): DNA binding
Source: RefSeq, a predicted model, not a curated record